Messenger RNA from Lindgomyces ingoldianus, 453 nucleotides. RefSeq lists its product as uncharacterized. The transcript has 7 exons. The coding region runs from base 1 to 453 and encodes 150 amino acids. The record is from RefSeq and is a predicted model, not a curated record. NCBI's taxonomy places the organism in Eukaryota, Fungi, Ascomycota, Dothideomycetes, Pleosporales, Lindgomycetaceae.
AUGGCUGAACAUCAAAUGAAUUGGAAACCAAUUGAUAACAUACUGAACUUCCAAAAAUAUAGCGAAGCUGAGUUUGCUAUCUCGUUUACCACUUCGUUCGCAGCCUCUGAUUUAGGAUUCAUGCUAUUCACGUACCGCAGUAUGCACAAACACUGUAGGCAGCUAAUGAUGCAACUACGGUACAUCAGAAUGUAUGUAGACUCUGAUUAUAGACAGAAAUCGGUUUCUUCUGGCGCUCUUUUGAACUCUAGAAAGAGGGUUACUAUUCGAAUUUGUUCCAUUUCAUUUCACAUUGACAUUGAUGUUACAAAGUUAGCAAUUACAGUUGCUAGCAUUCCCCUAAUGAUUUCAAUACUGAAAAUAUGUGAGCUUGAUAUAGGUCUUCUCAUAAGUCAAAACCCGCAUUCCUUUAACCCUCUUGUUGCGUCGCCAACAGGUCAACCUUCCAGCUAG